Coregonus sp. 'balchen' is the source of this 6478-nucleotide messenger RNA. NCBI's taxonomy places the organism in Eukaryota, Metazoa, Chordata, Actinopteri, Salmoniformes, Salmonidae. The record is from the annotation of a GenBank genome assembly.
AUGACUGUGUAAAGACUAUCCAUUGCUCUUAUAACUGUGUAAAGACUAUCCAUUGAUCUUAUAACUGUGUAAAGACUAUCCAUUGAUCUUAUAACUGUGUAAAGACUAUCCAUUGCUCUUAUGUGUGAUUGUGUUUUGAGCCUGUGAUAUAAUCUGUCUCCUGUGCUCUCUGUGUCUCUGUAACAGAAAUGUGCUAAGUGCAGUGAGGUGUUCCAGGACAACGAUACUAAGCACCACUGCCGUGCCUGCGGAGAGGGUUUCUGUGACGGCUGCUCCUCCAUGAACCGUCCUGUUCCAGAGAGGGGCUGGGGGCUCGCCCCCGUACGGGUCUGUGACGCCUGCUUCCAUAACCGGGGCAUCUCAGAAGGUAAGGACAUGUUGUAUAUCAAACAUGAUGUCUCAACAGUUAUCCUAUGAUGUCCCAAUAGGUCUUUAAAGAAUACUCUUUAGAUAAACCUGGAUGCCACAUGAACAUCGGGGCGGCAGGUAGCUUAGUGGUUAAGAGCGUUGUGCCAGUAACCGAAAGGUUGCUGGUUCUAAUCCCCGAGCCAACUAGGUGAAAAAACUGUCGAUGUGCCCUUGAGCAAGGCACUUAAUCCUAAUUGCUCCUGUAAAUCGCUCUGGAUAAGAGCGUCUGCUAAAUGAAAAAAAAAAAAAAAACAUCAGAAUUAGGCGGUAAAUCGUGUAACCAGGUUAACAGACAAUUUCCCUCUUUUCUUUUGAUUUCCUACUCUUAUUUUCUGGCUUACACAUAUCUUAUGAAUAAUAUGUUCAUCAUAAAUCAGUGGUUGUUUUCUACUUUUUCUCUGUGUGUGUGUGUGUUGUAGAGCUGCUGGAUGCAGCGUUGGAGGAGGAGGAGGGAGGGACACUCAGUAGGAGAGUAGGAGAGGCUGUUCAGAAUACACUAGGAGCUGUGGUCACCGCUACAUACAUCCCUCUGGGUGAGUACUGUACUCUAGACUACUCUGUGGUCACCGCUACAUACAUCCCUCUGGGUGAGUACUGUAGUCUAGACGACUCUGUGGUCACCGCUACAUACAUCCCUCUGGGUGAGUACUGUAGUCUAGACUACUCUGUUGUCACCGCUACAUACAUCCCUCUGGGUGAGUACUGUAGUCUAGACUACUCUGUUAUCACUGCUACAUACAUCCCUCUGGGUGAGUACUGCCUUAUUCUAAAAUUGAUUAAAUUGUUUUUUCCCCUCAUCAAUCUACACACAAUACCCCAUAAUGACAAAGCAAAAACAGGUGUUUAGAAAUAUUGUAUUAAAACAAAAAAACUGAUAUCACAUUUACAUAAGUAUUCAGAACCUUUACUCAGUACUUUGUUGAAGCACCUUUGGCAGCGAUUACAGCCUCAAGUCUUCUUGGGUAUGAUGCUACAAGCUUGGCACACCUGUAUUUGGGGAGUUUCUCCCAUUCUUCUCUACAGAUCCUCUCAAGCUAUGUCAGGUUGGAUGGGGAGCAUUGCUGCACAGCUAUUUUCAGGUCUCUCCAGAGAUGUUAGAUCGGGUUCAAGUCCGGGCUCUGGCUGGGCCACUCAAGGACAUUCAGAGACUUGUCCCGAAGCCACUCCUGCGUUUGUCUUGGCUGUGUGCUUAGGGUCGUUGUCCUGUUGGAAGGUGAACCUUCACCCCAGUCUGAGGUCCUGAGCGCUCUGGAGCAGGUUUUCAUCAAGGAUCUCUCUGUACUUUGCUCCAUUCAUCUUUCCCUCGAUCCUGACUAGUCUCCCAGUCCCAGGUACCCUUCCCCAGAUCUGUGCCUUGGAGCUCUACGGACAAUUCAUUCGACCUCAUGGCUUGGUUUUUGCUCUGACAUGCACUGUCAACUGUGGGACCAAAUAUAGACAGGUGUGUGCCUUUCCAAAACAUGUUAAAUCAAUUGAAUUUACCACAGGUGGACUCCAAUCAGGUUGUAGAAACAUCUCAAGGAUGAUCAAUAGAAACAGGAUGCACCUCAGCUCAAUUUCGAGUCUCAUAGCAAAGAGUCUGAAUACUAAUGUAAAUAAGAUAUUUGCAAAAAUGUCUAAAAACCUGUUUUUGCUUUGUCAUUAUGGGGUAUUUUCUGUAGAUUGAUGAAGAAGAAAAAUAAUUUAAUAAAUUUUAGAAAAAGGCUGUAACGUAACAAAAUGUGGAAAAAGUGGUCUGAAUACUUUCCGAAUUCACUGUAUAGCAAGCCACGGCCACGUGACUCACUGUCUGUAGGAGCGAAUCAUUUUCGUGAACGGGGUGGUGUACCUAAUAAACUGGCCACUGAGUGUCAAUAAGAGAUAUAAGGUUUAAAAUAUUUAAAAGGCUUAUAGGUGCAAUAUGCAGAAAUCACUCAGCCAUUUCCUGGUUGCUAAAAUUCUAAUAGUUUGCAUAAGUUCAGUGUAUGUGACAAAACAAGCAGUCAUUGUGUAGAAAAUCAUUGUACCAUCUAAAAAUAUAUUUUCCAUAACCCAAAAGAUUGUAUUUUCAGAGGUUUGAAGCUGGUGUAGAAAACCAAAAGUAAAAGACGCAAAAAACGAAACUUAAGAACGUGAAGCAUAGAAAUAGCGCACAUAGAACAGAUCUACCGCUUCUUAGACUUGGUUUCAAUGAAAAUGACAGAUCUAUAACUCACAUUUCUAUGUGAAUUUGGUCGGGUCACCCAAAAAGUUCCAUAUUGCAGCUUUAAUAGAGGCUUACGACAGAGAACUGUGAUGGAUGGGUCACUUUGACAUAGCCAUGUCCUCCCAAAACUGACGUGUCUGCCUGCGUCGUCUCAUUUUUUACAUUAUUUUACAUUUUUAGUCAUUUAGCAGACGCUCUUACCCAGAGCCACGUACAGUUAGUGAGUGCAUACAUUUUUCAUAGCGGCCCUCCCGUGGGAAACGAACCCACAACCCUGGCGUUGCAAGCGCCAUGCUCUACCAACUGAGCUACACGGGGCCAGUAUGAAAACGCCUCUCCCCUUCUCUCAUCCUCUCCGCUCCCCCUCUCUGGUCCUCUCCGCUCCCCCUCUCUCGUCCUCUCCGCUCCCCCUCUCUGGUCCUCUCCGCUCCCCCUCUCUCGUCCUCUCCGCUCCCCCUCUCUGGUCCUCUCCGCUCCCCCUCUCUGGUCCUCUCCGCUCCCCCUCUCUGGUCCUCUCCGCUCCCCCUCUCUGGUCCUCUCCGCUCCCCCUCUCUGGUCCUCCCCGCUCCCCCUCUCUGGUCCUCUCCGCUCCCCCUCUCUCGUCCUCUCCCCUCCCCCUCUCGUGCUCUCCUCCCUCCCCUCUCUGGUCCUCUCCGCUCCCCUCUCUGGUCCUCUCCCCUCCCCCUCUCUGGUCCUCUCCGCUCCCCCUCUCUGGUCUCUCCGCUCCCCUUCUCUCUGGUCCUCUCCGCUCUCCCUCUCUGGUCCUCUCCGCUCCCCCUCUCUGGUCCUCUCCGCUCUCCCUCUCUGGUCCUCUCCGCUCCCCCUCUUCUGGUCCUCUCCGCUCCCCCCUCUCUGGUCCUUCCCCGCUCCCCCUCUCUGGUCCUCUCCCCUCCCCGGUCCUCUCCCCUCCCCCUCUCUGGUCCUCUCCCUCCCCCUCUCUGGUCUCUCCCCUCCCCCUCUCUGGUCCUCUCCGCUCCCCCUCUCUGGUCCUCUCCGCUCCCCCUCUCUGGUCCUCUCCGCUCCCCCUCUCUGGUCCUCUUCCGCUCCCCUCUCUGGUCCUCUCCGCUCUCCCUCUUGGUCCUCUCCGCUCCCCCUCUCUGGUCCUCUCCGCUCCCCCCUCUCUGGUCCUUCCCCGCUCCCCCUCUCUGGUCCUCUCCCCUCCCCCUCUCUGGUCCUCUCCCCUCCCCCUCUCUGGUCCUCUCCCCUCCCCCUCUCUGGUCCUCUCCCCUCCCCCUCUCUGGUCCUCUCCGCUCCCCCUCUCUCGUCCUCUCUGCUCCCUCUCUCCGGUCCUCUCCGCUCCCCUUCUCUCCAGGCCUGGUGAAGGAUGCAGCUCGUCCAGCCUACUGGGUUCCUGACCAGGACAUCCGGUGCUGCUGUGAGUGUCAGAGAGACUUCUCCGCCCCGCGUCUCUCCAUCCACCACUGCAGGGCCUGCGGCCAGGGCGUGUGUGACGACUGCUCCCCUGAACGCAGAGCGGUGCCCUCUAGGGGUUGGGACCACCCGGUGCGCGUCUGCAACACCUGCCACCAGAAACCUGGGGACCUCUAGUAGGAGACAGGAGAGUGAGGGAACACAUUGGCACCCUAUUCCCCAUAGGGCCCUGGUCAAAAGUAGUGCACUAUAUAGGGAAUAGGGUGCCAUUUGGGAUGCGACCAGAGACAGUCAAGGGUUGUGUUCAGUAGGCUCGAAAUGGAAGAAAAUUCUCCAAAACAGGGAGGGACUCUCUGUAAUUGUCCAAUAAGAAAGUCGAUUUUGUUUUCCGCUUUGAAACGUUUUUUUUUUGCUACGGUGUGCCCUAAUGAACACGGUUCUACCUAACACUGCGGAACUGGAACACUCCCCUCUCUGUGGCUCAGGGCCAGUUUUUAAGGGAGUUCUUGUUAUUGAUUGUGAUGUCAUCAGUCUUAAGGCUUGGACGUCAUGUCGGAUCGGAUGUCCUCACUUUAUCCUUUGACGAGAGCGAGAGAUAUAUAUGUUCCAUGGCUCGAAGAAGAGGAAUCGCAGCACAGGUUCAUUCCAUGUUUUAAAGAUGAUUAGCCUAAAUAACUACCAACCUGUAUAAUAAUCUUGGACGCUAAGUGGUUGUAUAUGUGCUUUUAAGCGGGCGGACAGACACUAAUAGACUAGCCUUAACAAUUCACUCCUAAUCGACUGUAUUUAUUUUAUAUAUAUAUAUAUAUAUAUAUAUGGGAAGUUUACUAUAGUGGGGGAAAUAAGUGAUUUGUUUUGUAUAACAUGGCCUGUUUUUGUUUUUAAACAGUCUACAAUAGGACUAUCUCAAGCCACGUUUAUACCUGGUGCUAACAUGGGUCCUUUGUCAUGAUCUUGACCACAUUCUGAUUGUGUCCACAUUUCUAGAAAUGUGUAACAUUGUGACCAAAUUUCCUGGUCCCUUCCUUUUUAUGCAAAUUAUUUCACAGCUAUUCUUUCUAUAUAAUAUUUAUUUAUUGUAAGACACAUAUUGAUGUAAUCAGUCAAUGGUGCCACCUGUCAAUGAUGUUAAAGGGUAGAAUAAUGAUGAUUGAAAUGGUGUCUCUGUCCAGAUCUGCCUACACUUGUGAGAUAUCCAGACACAAUGUGUCUUGACUACCUCCGGAGGUGGGCAGGAUGAUCUGAUCACAAUGUAUUUUUUUGAUUGUCUACACCCCGUCUAAAAAUGUGGUCACAAUCAGAAUGUGGACAAGUUCAGGACAAAUGAUGCAAGUUAGAACCAAGUAUAAAUGGGGCUAUUGAGUGACAGACUGACUGUAAAAUAGAUUGCUAAGUGGGAACCAUAGAAUUAGAAUGAUCAGAAUUACAACCAUUCUAGUGCUAUGGUGGGAGUUGCUUUCAAAUAGUGAAUGGCUCACAGUGCAUAAUAGCUAGUAUGAAAGGAUAUCAACACUAUUUGGGGCUGGACCCUGAAACAUUAUACAUUCAGUUCAUAGUAUAUACUAUCACAUAUAAACCAUUACACCAUCACCCGAGGCUGUGGAGUAGCUAGCUGCAAUUAUCUAGCAUGGUCCCAGACCCGUUUGUGCUGUCUUGCCGACUCCUAUAUGGACAAUGACAAUAGGAGUCGGCAAAACGGCACAAACAGAUUUAGGACCCAGGCUGAAAAGUAUGGAGUAGGCGCAGAGUAACUGACUGGAACCGUGGAAUCAGCUUGUAGACAAACUGGAACAGUUUUAAGUUCUAGAAUCUUGAACAGGGAUCAUGAUUCAUCUCGUAUAGAACAGUGCUUAAGGAAACCAGGAGAGAAUACUGAAGAUCAAUACCAUUACUAUGUUUACUGUAACAUGUAUGCUUAUUUAAUAAACUUCACAACCUCAAAGUGUGUGGUCAUAGAACAAGCAGACCCUCAGUGUGUGUGUGUGUGUGUGUGUGUGUGAUCAUAGAAAAAGCAGAUUGGUUAUGUGGAGGUCUGCUGACAAUCCAUCCCUUUAACCAUGGCAUUUCUUUAUAAUUCCAAGACACCAAUUCAAUCACCAUGGAUAAAAUACAUUGUUUGAAUUAUAUAAACGUUACAUCAUUUAUCAAAUCUGUUUCGGAUGAAUCAUUAUUAUAAAGACAAAAAAAAGACACUUCUCAAAAAGAAACUCACUGGCCAGUUCAUGAAUUGCAGUUUCUGUGGACAUAAUUCAGGGUUCACUGGCAGAGACUAGACAAAUAGAGUAGUUGACAGCAAAGAGUCCUGGAUCCAUGUUCCAGCAGUCCAUCUUCGCAGGUCUACGGUCAGACCCAACUCUCCACUUGAAGCUCCAAGCUGGUAACUUUAGGCAGUAAGAGUCUCCUUUAUUCCAGAUACUUUGCAAAGAAAGGUUUUCCCUGUCCAUUUUCCUUCUCCUCUUCCAAUUCUUUCAGACCGAUGGUCAACAGGAACAGAAGAGUAGUGAGGCCUUUUAA